Messenger RNA from Amyelois transitella, 3797 nucleotides. Its product is annotated as PPP2R1A-PPP2R2A-interacting phosphatase regulator 1. Bases 411 to 1124 code for a protein of 237 amino acids. Gene Ontology annotation, molecular function: protein serine/threonine phosphatase inhibitor activity. Lineage: Eukaryota; Metazoa; Arthropoda; Insecta; Lepidoptera; Pyralidae. The record is from RefSeq and is a predicted model, not a curated record. The transcript is spliced from 4 exons.
CUUACUUCUUGCGAAUUUCUUCCUACUUUUAUUUUUUAAUUGGAGCCCAAUAGCAUUUUUGAUAAAUUGCUCUUAGUUUUCAAAGUAAUCAAAUAAAUAAGAUAUAGUAUUUUUUACAAAAUAAGCUACCUACAUAAUGUUGUGUGAAUGUUGAAUUAUUGCGGCAAUUUGACAGGUCAGCUUCGAGCCACUUUUUAGCUUUCAGAGUAGCGUAUUUUAAUUUUAUUUUGUUAUUAAUUGAUUUGAUUGUUCUAAAUGACAAGUAUUUAUGCAUAAUGGUAGUUUUAUUGUUCUAUUAGUUCGUUUCUAAGUGCACUUGCAGUGUUAUAUAAACUAGAGCCAAUAGUGUCGGCAGUCCCGAUGAGUAUAACUACAUAGUACGUCAGUGAACGAAUGGUUGCUAAAAGAUAAUGGAUGUGGAUGCUCCUAACAUAUUGAAAAGGUGCAGCAGCGCACCUCUAAUCAAUGAGGUGUCGUCUACAGCGGCGACUUCUCCUACAACCAACACAGCUCCAAGAAGCACAUUGUUCAGUAUGUUUAGUAACAAUAUGUCCCGGACACGCCGACACUCGGGCUCCUUCAGCCCCCUGGCAGCCCCUGUUAGUCUCAAUAACUCAUGGGGACCCCGACUCACGCCCCGCGUGAACCAGCUGCGCGCCGAGGAGUGCGAGGCCGUCACCAACACGAGGGAGGUGGCUCACGAGCGGGAGGUGCACUCCGCGAUGCAGAUGGGCCAGUCCUGCGAGGACUUGACCCUGGUCGCACCUAACGCCCCCAACGCUGGGUUGCCACACUCCCCUACAAGAAUACACAGAUUCUCACCGGUAGUGUCCCCGUCGCCGACCAGGAAGUACACGACGCGGCGCAGCCUGUCCCCCAUCGCGAUCCGCGCGUCCAGCUUCAGCCCGGUGGGGCGGCCGGCGCUGGGCAAGCGGCGCUGCGACGACGCCGACUCGCCGCUGUCCAAGCGCGCCUGCCCGGCCGACCGCCUCACGCCCUCCACGCCGGGAACCCCCGACUCCGACUCCCUCGACUGCACCUUCAGGCCCGUCUCCCCGCGAGCCCAACCAAUGAACGAGCUGGACGCGAACCAACAUAACCACAAGUCCCCGAACCCCAGCUAAUAGUCGCAGAACGCGGACGGAGGAGUUUCGGUCUCGAUUUACGCUUACACGUGAAGCUUAACAGCUCGUUCACGACGUGCAAUAAAAUUCCUGGAAGCGGACCUUAUUGUACUCUCCGUAGGGUUCAUAUUGCAUGUUCCUCCCGAUCAGCCUGUAACUUGGUUCCUAUUAAAGGACUAGUUGGGAAUGAUACAUGCGACCCUGUUAUUAGCCAAAGCAUUCAAACUUUAUUGUAAAUAGUGCGUUAAUGUAUUGAACGCUGUAUAUAAUUUAUAUAGUUAAGAUUUUGUAGCCAUAGCGUGUAGGUUUAUGAACACGCGAAACAAAUGUAUAACAGGAUGUUUCUCGUUGCAGAGUCUGUUGUCAGAUUAUUACGAAUUUAUUGCGUGAGACAUCUGUGUGUAUUAUUUGUCAAGGUAGAGUAUACAUCAAAUACAAAAAUAAAUAUAAAUGUUAUAAAGAAUUAUGUUCGGAUAUAUCAUUAUGAGUAUUUGUAGUAUGUACCGUUUGCUAACGUCGCGAUUUCUUGUUUAAAAUAACUACCUACUUGAUGGAGAAUAUAUAACUAAAGUGAAUUAAGCCUCUGGCAACAUUGAUAUUUAAGAUUUUAGCUCACACAUAUUUAAAUUUUUGGGCACGUUAUACUCUACCUUCUAACAAUGAUUUUGUUUAAGGUUUCAAUUGCUGAUUUUUUUUCUAUAAUCAGUUUGAUUAUUCAAUUCUAUUAAAUGCCAACUUAAGGUGUUAAAAAUAAUUAUAUUAUUGAGACAUCGUAGUGCCAGUUUCGGUACUGGGGUAAAAUAAUAUUUUAUUCCAAGUAAAAUUAUUUUGUAAUGAGGGUUCUACUGUUUUUAUUUUGAUAUUUAUCUGUUGGUUCGCCAAAUUUUGUUGUUGAGUAAGGACAUUUGACCGCAUGUAAAUAUUAAUUCAGUGAUAGAAUAGAUUUAUUUUCAAAAUUGGAUACAAGGUAUCACUCAUUGACGUCACAUAACAUCUUAUUAUAUCUACUGCGCAUGUGUAGAAGAAGCGGCGGAAUAAACUACGCUGCAGCAUGAUUUUCGACUGGUGUAUGUUUUAUUAUAAACUUUGUGUUCAUUGUGUCACACACAAACUUGUAGACAAUUAAUGUGUUUGUAGAUAUUAUUGUUAUUAUUCUUAAAUUUUUUUAACUACAUUUCGUCAAAUAUUUCAACUCUUUUGUGAAACGACAUGUUUAAUUUUACCAUAUUUUGUCUCGCGUUAGUACCGUUUCGUUUUUUGGUAAGUAGGUACCAAUGUUCGUUUUGUUCUACAAAUAUGUUUUUUUUUUUAAUUUAGCAUUUAUUCUCAUAGUUGAUGAUAUAUUGAGUGGCGAAUUGUUUUAUAAAAUUUACGCAGAAUUCACGUUAAGUAAAUAACUUGGAAACUGAUCUUGAGAUCUGAUUGAUAACGCGAAUAACAUGUCUGUAGUUCAUAUACAAUUAAUCGCCAAUAUAAAAUUUAAACCAGUCGUUUGUGGAAACGUUGUGUUAGGAAAUAAUCUUCUUAUCAGCUUCCUAUUGGUGUACCUAAAUUUGAGAUAUACUAAUGAAGCGGAGAAGUGUUUGUAUUAAAUAACGGAUCAUUUGAAAGAUUACAAGCUAUUUUAGUUUAUACAAGAUGAAAGGCAGAGGCAUGGCAUGAAUGUUGAAAACAAAAUCUUUCAAAAAUAGAAUCAACGAUUUAAACUAGAGGUUUGCGUCACCAACACUUAUUUUUAAAAAGUUUGCUAUGUAUUUUACUUGUUUCCGUGAUAUACAAUACACCCAUUUGCUUAUACAAUUUAAGAAAACGUAAACUGAACCAAAAUGGCGGCGAUAUUCGCAGGUACCGGCUUUGUACCGCUCAUUAGGCACGUAGCCGCAUCGUGUGGCAUUCAUAGUCUCAAAUGAAAUAGGUUUUAAUAAUAUGGGUGCAUAUUUUUUUUAAUAAUAUAGUGCAUCAGUUUCCUAUGGAUUGAAUCAAAUACCCGUGCCUGCGCUGAUAACGAAACUCCAUUGUUUGUCCAAUAUUUUUUAUUUAUGUUAUGAAUGUGGAUGAAGCGAAGGAAGUAUGCAGAGAUCGUGGCAAGUGGAAAAAGGUAGUCUUUGCCUACCCCUCCGGGAAAGAUACGUGAUUUUAUGUAUGUACUUAUGUAUUGUUUAUCCAUAACUUAUAUACCUACCAAUAUUUUUUGAUAAACUGCCAGAGAGCCAGCCGGCCUUAGUGUGGGAGAUGAAUCUUCACACUGCUCAUGGGUCGACUAAUGCGCUGUGCAUUGUAAAUUUUUUCGCUCUACGUUUCCACAAACUGGCCUUUGGGUUCUGAUAACAGGAAGCAUCACAUUUGUAGUGGAUGCACUUUGUAAAAUAUACCUCAGUACAGUAAGUGACGUUCGAAGCGAAUUUCAUGCUAUCUCGCUAUUUAAAAUGUGCGAGUAUGAUGUGCUAUUUCACUCAUAACCUUUCGCAUGGACCAUUCAUCCAUUAGCCUCGAAAGACGUAUAUCAUAUGAGUAAUAUGCAGAAAGUUUUUAGAUUACCUAUAUAUAAAGAAUGAUGCCUCAAUAUCUCACUACAGUCUACCCUGUACCUAUUAUUGUAAGUUAUGUUUUGUAACGUUUAUAAUAGAUUCCGAGGAGUUUUGCACUCCUCUAAAUACCAUUUUGUUGUCAAGA